AAUCUUUCUGAACAAUUUUUGAAUUGAGUCCAAUCUCGUGGAAAAUAUCGAAUUUUAAAGUCAGCUUAUUGAAAAUGAAUAAAGUUUUAAAAGAACUUUUUAAAUAGAGAUUUUUAACUUUAACGUUAAAAAUUUUUAUCGUUCUUAUAUUAAAUUCAGUAACUGCGUCUUUAACGGGUUUUUAAGUUUUUUUUUUUUAGAGUUGUAAAUCUAAAAUUAAUUUCCACAACUGCAACUUCAUAAUUAAAUAAUGUUGUUCAAUUUUAUCUAUUUGGACUAAUUAGUUCAAAAAACAUGUUUACUAAUUUAUUAGUAAAAUAUGUAAUUAAAUAAAUAAUUCUUAAUCAAAUUUGAUUAAUUAGUAAACAAAAAAUAAUUUCCUUUUCUAUAUAAUUAUUGUUCAGAUAAUUAUUUUUUAUAAUUAUUAUUUAUUAUAAAAAUGUGUUCUAAAAUGAAAUUUCUUAUACUUUGAACGUUACUUCAUCUGCGCGUGUGGUCUAAAGUUUAGAAAUAUUUAUCAAUGAUAUAUUGCAAAAACAAAAAAAUGGAAUUACAUUUUACAGAAACCUGAUAAGUAUAUACAACAUUAUUAGUCGUAAUUUAUAAUUUUUAAAAAACUUAUAAAAAUUAAUAAUAAAAAAUAAAAAUUUCUAAAUAAAAUAAAAAAAAAAUUUCCCAGAAAAAACUAAACGCUGUAAAUUAAGUUCCCAAUAUUUCUCUUUAAUACACACACGCACGUCAUUUACCAUUAUUAUUCUAAUUUUUUAUUCCGUUUGAACGUAUGUAAUUAUAAGUAAAUUCAUUUUUCAAAUGAAAAACUCAUACAGGAUAAAUAUCAGGCAAAUAAUAAUCAGAACAGUAGAAAUUUAGAAGAGGAAAUAUUUCUUUUGUAAAAAAAAUAUUAUUAACAUACCUUUGAUCGAAGAGGGAGGGGGAUUUCGUUUCCAACUUCCAUUUGUGCAUUUUCUCUUCGUUUCAUUUCUUUCUCUCUUUCUCUCUUUCGUGCUUCCCACUUAUCAUUCUCUCUCAUCAUUCUCUCUUCUUUUUUUUCCUUCUAACUUUCUCUCUCUUCUGGUCUGUAAUUUUGAAAAAAUAUCGUGUCUCGAGUACAAAUUUUCUAUAAAUAUUGACAUUUAAUUAUAUGACAAUUAUAAUAAUAUAUAUAAAAAAAAAUUCGUUUCAGAAAAAACGUAUCCAAUAUUUUUUAUCAAAAGAACCUUUCAAAGAAAUUGACCGCACGCUCAAAUAAAAUGACUAUUUUUUUAAUAAGCUAUAAUUCGAAGAAAGCCCUCCCUCAUAACUUAUUAAAUAAAAGAAUAAAUGAUUUAGUUUUUUUUUCCAACAAAAAAAAAAAGUCAGCGUUUGAUUCAUUAUAAAGCUUCGGGUGAGAGAUGAAUAUAGAGGAUUAUAUGGUUUUUGCUAAUAUCAGAAGAGUAAGUGGACUAUGAAAUAACAUCAAAGAAACAAAAAAUGUUUUGGACAUCUUUAGAUGAUUAUAGUUCGACUUCGAGUAGUGAUUCAGAAGAAUUUGUUGAUUCCAUUGGUACACGAGAUGAAUAUGAAGUUAUUUUAAAAAAAAAAUCCUCCAUAGAAGAAAAUGAAGAUGAUGAAGAAUCAUCAUCAUCAUCAUCAUCUGAAAAGAAAUUACUUUCUAAGGAAUCAAAAAUACUUUGUCGUGCUGAGCCAAAUUCCAGUCCUUUUAUUCAAGAACCAUUGUCGGAAAAAGUUUCUUUACAAUGUUUAAAUUCGAAUGAACGUUUGCAAACAUUAUUAAUGAAAAAAGAUGAAUAUAUACUAAAUUUAAAAAAAUUAUUAUGCUGUCAACGUGAGCAGUUGUAUUUUUUUUUGAAAAUGUCAAUCAAAGAAGAUAUGUUGACGUCAUUCAAGAAUACAUGUCAAGAAACGGAUGGUUUUUAUGAUAAUGAAAGUCUCUCAAUGGCCCUAGAAAGAUUUAAACAGAAAAAUAAUUUUCCAUCCGAACAAACUUUAAUGCGAGAAGAUAUAUUAAAAACCCUCAUGAGAUUAGAAAGAUUAAUUAAACAGCAGAAAAAAUUGGUAACAACAAUGGAAUGUGACUUGACAUGCGGUAAAGGAAAUAAUUCUGCCAUCGAUCUUUACCAGUAUAAGAUUCAUGAAACAUAUGAAAAUAGAUUAUUGCAAGGAACGCAACAAUUGUUUCAAAGUUUAGAAUCUCUGCGAAUUCAAUUAAAACGAAUUGGAUUAAUUGAAGAUGAACGAAUUCAUUUGAUUGAACGUGUUUAUUCAUUACCGUCAAGCCAACGACAAUUGUACGGACAUUUAAUAAUGUUGGAGAAAGAAAAACUUCAAUUGAACGAUGAUAUUGUGAAAUUAAGGGAAAAACGAAAAAAUUUGAAGGGAACCGCCGAAUUUUUACAGGACACUGUUUCAUCAAAGAUUGCAGAGUUCGAUUUGAAUAGAAUCAAACCCGGUCUAGAGACGCAUGUGAAAAUAAUGGAAUUAGUAGAAAAGGGAGAAUUAUCGCUAAUUACAAUGACAAAAGAUGAAAAGGGUCGAUUUAAAAAUGAAUAUUCUCAGCUCUGUGCGGAGAAUACAGAAUUGACGCAAAAAUUACAAGAUUAUGAUAAAAUGAUUAUCGAGCGGGAAGAUUUAAAAAAACAGAUCAAUGUCCUUGUAGAAAAUUGUUUACAAAUGGAACGUGAAUUGAGAAAUUUGCGACGAAAUAAUAAAACUGAAGAAUUAUUGAAUGAAUUAAAAGAAACAUCAACGCACAAAGAUCAAUUGAGAAUGCAACUUGAUAAAAUUGUUAAAGAUGGUCCAUCAGUAUUGAGAGUCUGCGGUGAAUCGAUAACAAAAAUUGUCGAGGAACGCGAUCAACUUCGAUUGAAGCUAACUGAGUACCUUUCAAUGGAUGAAGAUAUAAAACUUUUGAAAUUGAGAGCCGCUCAGUCGGACGUGGAUCGCAAGGAAGCAGAAAAAUUGAAAGCAAUUGUGUCUGAAUUGGAAGAAAUAAAAGUAUCAUAUAUGGCAAUCGUGGAUAAAAAUGGUCAUAAUCUUGAUUUAGUGAAUCCAACGGAUCGUGAAAAAUAUCGAAAUAUGUGUAAAGAAUUAAAUUAUUUAAAGCAAGUGGAAAUUCAAAAUGAAAGACUCAAUGUGGAAAAUUUAAAGAAUCGACAGACAAUAGAGAAACAAGAGACAGAAAUUAAAGAAUUGCUCGAUAUUGUCGACAAAUUGGUCUUAAAUUUAAAAAUAGAUAAAGGAAAGAAAGAAAUUCCUGUGGAUGGUUUGCCGGAGGGUCCGGAUGUUAAGACCUUUCUAUCGCAAGAUGAUAAAAAUAAAAUCGAAAAAAUAAGAGAUAGAAUUCUCUGUGAAGCGCAAAAAACGACAAAAACAAAAAUUCAAGUCGUACGAAAAUUGAAUCGCAAUACAGGUGGACUCAAUGUAAUAAUAAAUAUUUUCAAAUAUUUUCUAAAAUUGGGACUUUUGUUACGCAAAGGUAAAUCUUCAAAAAUGUAAAAUAAAUCUUUUUUUUGUUAUAAAAAAAGUGUAUUUAAAAAUUUCCCAAAAAUUGUAAAUAUAUUUUUUAAU
Leptopilina boulardi is the source of this 3567-nucleotide messenger RNA. RefSeq names its product early endosome antigen 1-like. The record is from RefSeq and is a predicted model, not a curated record. The transcript is spliced from 11 exons. Lineage: Eukaryota; Metazoa; Arthropoda; Insecta; Hymenoptera; Figitidae. Bases 1471 to 3495 code for a protein of 674 amino acids.